GACACAAAGAUCUGUAUUUUUUAAAUCUAUAAUUUGUAGAGUGGGGAGGGAUAGAAUGGCAAACACAGCGUGUUUUAUAAUAGUGGGUCGGAAUGAUAUUCCCAUCUAUGAAGCUGAAGUUGGUUCUGCUCCCAAAAGAGAAGAUGCUGCUCAGUUGCACCAGUUUAUACUACACGCUGCAUUAGAUGUCGUCCAAGACCUUGCCUGGACUACAAGCGCCAUGUUCUUGAAGUCAGUUGACAGGUUUAACGAUCUCGUUGUGUCCGUCUAUGUUACCGCUGGCCAUACACGACUCAUGCUCCUUCAUGAUUCACGCAAUGAAGACGGCAUAAAGAGCUUCUUCCAGGAGGUGCAUGAGCUUUAUAUUAAGAUUCUUCUGAAUCCAUUGUAUCUGCCCGGUUCUCGGAUUACAUCGUCACAUUUUGACACCAAGGUGCGUGCACUUGCAAGAAAGUACCUGUAGAGAAGCACGGAGAGAUCCUGACUUGCAGUUUGGUGGAGGUCCAAAGCCCAAAAGUUGCAGUCAAUUGUUUGUUAUUGUGUUUGUUUAUGUUCAAAUGCUAGAGUUCUAUUCUUCAUAGCUUGCAAGCAAUGUUUUAAUGUAUGAGAUUUUUUUAGUAAGAGAAAUAAUCCAUUCAGUCCAAACCCCAUAGUUUCAUUU
Messenger RNA from Brassica rapa (field mustard), 661 nucleotides. Its product is annotated as trafficking protein particle complex subunit 2. Gene Ontology annotation, biological process: endoplasmic reticulum to Golgi vesicle-mediated transport. The record is from RefSeq and is a predicted model, not a curated record. Lineage: Eukaryota; Viridiplantae; Streptophyta; Magnoliopsida; Brassicales; Brassicaceae.